Molecule: messenger RNA, 943 nt
Organism: Ctenopharyngodon idella (grass carp)
Lineage: Eukaryota; Metazoa; Chordata; Actinopteri; Cypriniformes; Xenocyprididae
Product: liver-expressed antimicrobial peptide 2
Exons: 3
Coding region: 239-481 (80 amino acids)
Biological process (GO): antimicrobial humoral immune response mediated by antimicrobial peptide; defense response to bacterium
Source: RefSeq, a predicted model, not a curated record
UUUGAUCUCAGCAGGGCUUGUAUUUUAAUCUGCUCUUCCACCUCACUCCGUUCGUCUAUACCUGAUAUGAUUUGUCAUUUGCGGUCGUUUGAUAAAAGGUCCCGUUACCCUCGCAGACGUGGAGUCGCCCUAAUUUCUGUGGUUAAAGUGUCCGCUGAUCAUUGAUCUCUGAUACUGUUAUCAGCUGUUAAUAUAAACAGCGUCCAACUCAAUCACUGUCUCACUGGAAAACCUGAACAUGAUCACAGCAAACCAGCGUCUGCUCGUCCUUCUGCUCGCUCUACUUUUGGCCUUGCAGGUCCAGUCGGCACCCGUAGAUACUGACUGGGCAACUGGACUGAUCCAUCGGGCCAAACGCUCUUUACUAUGGCGAUGGAACACUCUGAAACCCGUGGGUUCUGGAUGCAGAGAUCAUUACGAGUGUGGAACAAACUACUGCAGGAAACACACGUGCUCCUUUAAUAAAGCUCUACAGGCGUAGCUGAGGCGACGUUAUUCUGGCGCCAAAUUCAAAUCAUGGAAAACAAAAUGGCUAAUAUGGACCAUCCCUCGAUUUCUCAAACAUCAGGACCUAAAUAUCAACAUCUAAAAACUGUCAGACCUACACGAAUCUCAAGACUGUAUUCAGGUGAAUCUCUCCUAAUGUCCAGGUCAUAUUAAACUCCAAAAUUAAAAUAAAAUAUAUAUUUAAAAUAGAACGUAUUUCUUUAUUUUGAUUUUGGGGUGAAAUAUGACAAAUUCUUGACAGAUUCACCCCUUCAAAAACUCAGGAACACGUCAAGAACUCCAGUUUCCUCAUCAACCACCAUUACCAGAGUUGUUUCAGUUGUGCAUAUCUUGAUAACAUGUGAAAUAUUAACUUUGCAUGCUUAGUUUCUGAUUCAGAUUCAAUGAGGCCGAUGUUUGAUCUGAUAAAAUACAAACAUAUAUGGCAAAAAAAUAA